AUGGCUCAAAAUGAGCGCUCUUAUUCCUUUUCUAUUGAAGAAUAUAUUGAAGAUUGUUAUGUCACGCGUCAAGUUCAUAAUAACACGCUUCAAUUUCAGUCUAUAAAGAUAAUUAAUGACACUACAUGUAUUUUUGACAAUGACAUUUAUGAUCCGGGAUCUUUUUCCUGCGAAAAAGACAAAUACAAUGAUGAUCUUUGG
Messenger RNA from Racocetra persica, 201 nucleotides. Lineage: Eukaryota; Fungi; Glomeromycota; Glomeromycetes; Diversisporales; Gigasporaceae. The record is from the annotation of a GenBank genome assembly.